GUAAUCGUCUGUGAAGCAGAGAGAGUAGAGGAAGUAAAGAAGUCUAGAAGGGAAAGGUUUUGUUUUUUCGAUCCCAGCGGCAGAAAAAUAGUAGAGGAGAAGAAAGGAAGGUCCGCCAUGGCCAGAUCGACGAGCAAGGACGCCCAAGCUCUUUUCCAGUCUCUUCGUUCUGCUUAUGCUGCCACACCCACUAACCUCAAGAUCAUCGAUCUCUAUGUGGUUUUUGCUGUCCUCACAGCUGCAAUCCAGAUUGUCUACAUGGCUAUUGUUGGAUCAUUCCCUUUCAACUCUUUUCUAUCUGGAGUUCUUUCUUGUAUUGGAACUGCAGUUCUUGCUGUUUGUCUCCGUAUCCAAGUAAACAAAGAUAACAAGGAAUUCAAGGAUUUACCACCGGAGAGAGCUUUUGCGGAUUUUGUUCUUUGCAACUUGGUGCUCCAUUUGGUUAUAAUGAAUUUCCUAGGCUAAACAAGGCAUCUUUCGAUGUGCUAUAUUUUGAUUUCUAUGGAGUUUAGAACUUUUGAGAAUGAGACGACCACAAGUAGUUGUAUGCCUUUGAUGCGGCAUUUUUUUAAUGGAUACACCUAAUGAUAUAUGAAACAUGUUUAUUCGACUGAA
Messenger RNA from Ziziphus jujuba (common jujube), 615 nucleotides. RefSeq names its product dolichyl-diphosphooligosaccharide--protein glycosyltransferase subunit DAD1. Lineage: Eukaryota; Viridiplantae; Streptophyta; Magnoliopsida; Rosales; Rhamnaceae. Gene Ontology annotation, cellular component: oligosaccharyltransferase complex; membrane. The transcript is spliced from 5 exons. Gene Ontology annotation, biological process: protein N-linked glycosylation. Bases 118 to 465 code for a protein of 115 amino acids. The record is from RefSeq and is a predicted model, not a curated record.